UUAAAAGCCGUAUAAAAAUUUUGGUAAUAGUUUCCUUGUUAACGUAGCUUGGUGUUGAGCUUGUCUAUAUAAAGGAAGGGAGAGAUCAUAGUAUUUGCAUCAGAAAACAGGAAUAAAAGCACUCAAAAGUCAAAGCGCGCGCGCGCACACACACACAAAAAACAAUCCAAAGCUAAUUGAUUCAUCAAUGGCGAUGUCGGGAACAUACGUGACGGAUGUGCCUCUUAAGGGAUCGGCGGAGAAACACUAUAAGAGGUGGAGGAGCGAGAACCACCUCGUCCCUGAAGCUAUCGGCCACCUCAUCCAAGGUGUCACCGUCCAUGACGGCGAUUGGGACUCUCACGGCACCAUCAAAAUCUGGAACUACACUCGUGAUGGGAAAGAGGAAGUAUUGAAGGAGAGGAUAGAGAUGGACGACGAGAAUAUGGCGGUGACGAUCAAUGGACUCGAUGGUCACGUCAUGGAGGUCCUCAAGGUUUAUGUCACGACGUUACAUUUCAUCCCCGAGUCCAAAGAUGGCUGCGUCUGCAAAAUUACUAUGGUCUGGGAGAAACGCACCGAAGACUCCCCAGAGCCCAUCGAAUUCAUGAAGUUCGUGGAACAGAUGAUUGCUCACAUGGACGACCACAUCCUCCAAAACCAGGAAUGAUGGAUCGAUGCUUAAUCAUCAUCACAUCCUCCUUUUAUUUAUCUUAAUUAAUGUGUGUCCAUCUCGUACAUGAUAUUAAUAUCAUCAUGGUGUUGUAUGUCCAACGUUUAUUUAUAAAAGUAUUGUUGUUCGUUUUUUUUUU
Molecule: messenger RNA, 791 nt
Organism: Arabidopsis thaliana (thale cress)
Lineage: Eukaryota; Viridiplantae; Streptophyta; Magnoliopsida; Brassicales; Brassicaceae
Product: Polyketide cyclase/dehydrase and lipid transport superfamily protein
Exons: 2
Coding region: 188-649 (153 amino acids)
Biological process (GO): defense response
Source: RefSeq, marked reviewed